Cladocopium goreaui is the source of this 404-nucleotide messenger RNA. Lineage: Eukaryota; Dinophyceae; Suessiales; Symbiodiniaceae. The record is from the annotation of a GenBank genome assembly.
AUGCAUUGUGAUGCGGCGUGGCAGGGUUCAGAUGAGGAAUGCCGACAGUUGGCCGAGAAGGUGUUGGUAUCCACAGGUCUCCUAGCUCGAUUGAACAACCUGGGUGGCAAGAAGGAGCACAGUGAAGAGCCUUUCUCAGCUGGUGCUUGGCUUUCACACGGCGACGGCGACUUGGAACCCCUGCAGGACUACCUCUUGGGUGCUGAUCCUGAUGAAAAGGCUAUGCGACAGCUGGAAACAGACCAUCGCUUCAAACAAGCGGAGCGCGCACGUGCAGAGGAUAUUGGCCUUGAAGUGUGGCGAGUGAAAUCGCUGGACCCCGUCAAGAGCCGCCUCUUGCCUUCCAGCGAGGGCCAGCAGUUCGGAGAAUUCUCAGCCGGGGAGGUUCUCAUCGCAGCAGAAAG